Molecule: messenger RNA, 3311 nt
Organism: Zootermopsis nevadensis
Lineage: Eukaryota; Metazoa; Arthropoda; Insecta; Blattodea; Termopsidae
Gene: 5-HT2B
Product: 5-hydroxytryptamine receptor 2B
Biological process (GO): adenylate cyclase-inhibiting dopamine receptor signaling pathway; regulation of dopamine secretion; negative regulation of cytosolic calcium ion concentration
Cellular component (GO): plasma membrane
Molecular function (GO): dopamine neurotransmitter receptor activity, coupled via Gi/Go; G protein-coupled receptor activity
Source: RefSeq, a predicted model, not a curated record
UGUGGGACAGGGACGUCAGCGUCGAGACGCCUCAACCACCUGUCUGUCCUGCAAGUGGCCGGCCACACCACAGCACGACAACUCGCCUGACUGCACUCCUGAGGAACCUGUGUCGACACAACAGUUCGUGACACUGACAAGAGUCGUUCAGCGAAUGCCAAGACUUUAUAAAACACGCACAAAAUUAUUAACUACAGCCUACAUUCCUGUGUGACAUUUACAUUGAUGAAAUAGCAGAUAACACUGUCAAAUUCCUUUUUUAAGUUGCAAAAAUUCCACUGACGGAACUGCUGAGACGCGCGUUUUUCCCGUGACACUCCACUUCAAGCGUCAGAGACAGACGCCCUGCGACUGUUUACAGUAAAUAAUGAAGUGGAGAGGCGGUGAUCUGCUCGAAGUGCACGAUGAUUGAAGUAUUCUUGUACAGCUCCGCGAGCAGCGAUUAUUACACAAACGCAGAAUUCAACACAACGGGCGCGAGUGUUAACGCCGUGUUACAGUGCAGUGUUAAUAUCAGUGUUAACGUCGGUGCCGGAGACGAUGCAGAUUUCAACAACUGGUGGGCACUCUUAGCGCUCGUGUUAGUGCUGGGCACGGCGGCGGGGAACAUCUUAGUGUGUCUGGCCAUCACGUGGGAGAGGAGGCUGCAGAAUGUUACCAACUAUUUUCUAAUGUCCCUAGCCAUAACAGACCUCAUGGUCGCUGUGCUCGUGAUGCCGCUAGGAAUUUUAACGCUCGUCAGAGGCUUCUUCCCGCUGCCGUCGAUCUACUGCCUGGCGUGGAUCUGUCUGGACGUGCUGUUCUGCACAGCCUCCAUCAUGCACCUGUGCACCAUCAGCGUGGACCGAUACCUCAGCCUUCGCUACCCGAUGAAGUUCGGACGCAACAAAACCAGGAAGAGAGUCACCCUCAAGAUCGUCUUCGUGUGGUUCCUCUCCGUGGCUAUGAGUCUCCCGCUGUGCCUCAUGUACUCUCAGGAUCACGACUCGGUGCUGGUGGAAGGAACCUGCCAGAUCCCUGACCCGCUGUACAAGCUCAUCGGUUCUAUCGUCUGCUUCUACAUCCCUCUCGGAGUCAUGCUGCUUACCUACGCACUAACAGUCAGGUUGUUGGCUGUCCAGGAGCAGAACCUGGGAGGAGGUGGCGCCGGGUGGUCGAGCGGCUGGCUGGGCCCAGGAACGCCCUCUCUAGGCAUGGAACGAAAGUGCACCUGGCGCAGACUGCUGCUGCCGUCGACUGCCGGGGGGAAGCCGUCGAGGGGUACGUCGUGCUCCACGCCACAGCACCUCAGCCACCUGGCGCACUCGGCCGGCUCCACGGACACGGAGCUCACGACAUUAGACACACACGAGCUGUGGCUUCCGGACUCCAGCAUUCCAGAUCCUACGCCCUCCACGAUGACAGCACUCCAUCAUUUCGGAGCUGAGAUGCUACGCCUGUCACGUGGCCUUGAGAGCGUGGGGAUCGGCCUCUCAACGCCGCCGCCGGGCAAGUCGCCGAUGGAACAGGACAGGAGCAGUGCGCCGGUUCACAGGACCCUCAGCGGGAGAAGCAGUGCGCCGGAAAGCCUGGGCAGUUCGCAGUCAUCACUUCAGCACCCGCAGCUGCAAAACUCAUCGGUGUCUUCCUCACCACACGCGGGCCACAGAAUAUCCAGGCGUCGACGGGCUUCCACAUUCCACGAGACGCUGUCAUUUCGGGAAGACUCGGUCCGCGAUGGCGAGCUGUCUCCGUGCCAGAACUGGCGAGAAUCCACACGGAAACGCGGUUCAAGCUUUCACGAUGAGCGACGACGCAAACGCAAUGCCAGCGAGUCAUCCGCUGCCUCGGAAGAAUCGGGUUCCGACCAGAGCAGCCACCUUGCAAUCAAGGACAUUCACCAACGGACCAAAGGCUCUAACCCUGAAGAUCAAGAAUCCGACUGUGCACUGAACAAAGUCAAACACAACAACGAUUCGGCAUUCGAGGAAGCAGAUACAAGAAAUCAACUGACGCCGGUCCGGAAGAAGUCCUCGGUUUCAUUUCCUUUGCCUCCUUGCACUUGUCCUUACUUCGGCGAAGCUUCGUCUGACAAAACCAAGAGAGUUCCGUCGCCAAAGUCAGAGCUUGUCAUCGUAUCUGCACGGGAAGAAGAACAUCUGAAGAAACAGAAUCUCUGCGUAUCCUCCUCGACCACGAACAGAGCCGAGGCCGAGGAAUCGUCUCUGAGGGUCGAGACAUCUUCCAUGUGCAGCGGAAGUGGCUCGAACCUUCCUUCCCCCGGCAGCAGGCGAGGCACUCUCUUCGCCAACAUACUCCUGGCACGCCACUCCUCUGGCGCAACGCCUUCGACAGACAGCAAUGUGUGUGGUAGCAGCGUGGUUGUGUCCUGGGAUUCGAACUCUACCUCCUCAAGAAUGCAUCACAGAGGAUCCAGUUUCGGAGGAGGCAACAGUGUAAGAACGAUCCUAGUGACAGGGAACAGCGCUUGUUCGGGCCAGUCACAGCACCACGGGAACAGCCGCGGGCCGCUGCUGCGUCGGGCAGCCACCCUGAGACACCACAACGGCAUAUCCACCAAGCCAAGCAAGCCCAUAAGGGCGGGAAACACUUCGACGCCUUGCCUGCUGAUGCGCUACGGCUCGGGAAGGGGGGCUGCCAGCACGACCCCGAUCGUCAGUAGGGCAGGGACCAUCCGGAGCCACCACAGUCGCAACUCCAGCGUCAUCUCUCGCAACUCCUCGCGCCACGGAAGGAUCAUCCGACUGGAGCAGAAGGCGACCAAAGUUCUAGGAGUGGUAUUUUUCACGUUUGUGGUCCUCUGGGCUCCCUUCUUUGUGCUGAACCUAGUUCCCACCGUGUGCGCGGACUGCGAGCGGAACAUCGAUCACGGAGUAUUCGACCUUGUAACGUGGCUAGGCUACGCAAGUUCAAUGGUAAACCCGAUCUUUUACACCAUAUUCAACAAGGUGUUCCGGCAAGCGUUCAAGAAAGUCUUGCUUUGCCGUUACCGAAACAGAAACUGGAGACCGCCGCGGUAACGUAAUUACUAUAAUUAAAUAUUAAUACUCGCGCAUUUCAAAGUCCCAAGACUGAAAGUAUAAAUGCUCUAUAGAAACUGACCAAACGUGCACUUGAAACUAAUGUGACCAUAAAAGUAAGGUCAAAUGUAAUUAACGUGUGACUCUCAUGGAGCGAAGAGACCUUUCGUCUUAAACGACUGCUGUAUAAUCCGGGCCGAAGAAAGUACGUGACGUCCUCUAAGACACAUUUAUAUUUGUGAUUAAACAAAUAAAAUUUCCUUAGUCCGCUGUAAGUUGCAGAGUCGUAAA